Chaetomium fimeti is the source of this 894-nucleotide messenger RNA. RefSeq lists its product as uncharacterized. The transcript is spliced from 6 exons. Gene Ontology annotation, molecular function: carbohydrate:proton symporter activity. Lineage: Eukaryota; Fungi; Ascomycota; Sordariomycetes; Sordariales; Chaetomiaceae. The record is from RefSeq and is a predicted model, not a curated record. Gene Ontology annotation, cellular component: membrane. Gene Ontology annotation, biological process: transmembrane transport; carbohydrate transport. The coding region runs from base 1 to 894 and encodes 297 amino acids.
AUGGGCAGAUUACCUGGAGGUACUUACGGAUACCGCCUGACAACGGCGAGAGGGAACUUGCACACAUGUCAAACCUCUGGGCAUCUUCACCCCUGGGCUCCGGCAACCCCCUCAACACCGCCCCUCGGCCGCAUCAAGGAGCCAACCCCAAGUCCCGGCCGCGACAACUCGGGCAUUGGAAGGCAUCUUGUAGUGACCGGGCCGCGGGUUCGGAACGCCAAGCGCGGUGGCAGUCGGGCGAACGGCGCCUUCGACUCGGGCGGUAAAAAUGAAUGUUGCUGCAGCAGCACCGAUCUCGUUGUCGGGAUUUUACCUAUUGGCGGUUUGGCCAGCCACCUUCCCGGCCAUUCUGGUUCGCAAAUCUCGGGCAUCAACCUCAUCACCUACUACACCGCUGUCAUCUACCGCGGCCUCGCCAUGAGCGACUUCAUGUCACGCCUCCUCGCGGCCCUCAACGGGACGGAAUACUUCAUGGCCUCGUGGCCGGCCGUGUUCCUGGUCGGCAUGAUCACGCCCAUCGCCUUCAACAACAUCGGCUACCAGACCUACGUCAUUUUCGCCGUCAUCAACGCCUCCAUGGCGCCCUGCACCUACUUCUUCUACCCGGAGACCGCCUACCGCUCGCUCGAGGAGAUGGAUAACAUCUUCCACAAGGUCGACGACGGCUGGAAGGGCGUCUUCACCGUCGUCCACCAGACCAAGGCCGAGCCCCGCUGGUACGGCAGGAACGGCGCGCCGCUCGUCGACUACCAGCAGACCGACGAGCACCGUCGACACGUGGGCGAGGCUGGUGUCGUGGCUCCGGAAAAGACUUCUGGGGAGGGCGAUGGGUCUGGGUCGGGGAGCGGCAGCGGGGGUGGUGGUGCUACUAAGCACGAGUUCAAGGCUGAGUAG